AGGCUUCUCGCAAAUGCAACAUUUACUUUUCUGAAACACUAGUUUCCUAGGGAAAAUUUUUUAUUAUAAACCUGAAUUUUCUAAAACCUCGUAACCAUGGACUCCGCUUUGUCAUUCAUGAAAUAUAUUAUUUUCACUUUCAACUUUUUAUUGUGGUGUCUUGGAGGUGCUCUUUUUGGAUUAGGUGUGUGGAUCCGAACCGAUGAAGAUUUCUGGGAAUACGAGAACAAUCUUCCUGUUCAGAACUACUACCAGGCUACGUACAUUGUUAUUGCUGUGGGAGCCAUUCUCCUCAUCAUCGGCUUUAUUGGUUGUUGCGGAGCUGCAACAGAAAGUCCUUGCCUGCUACUAACAUACUUCAUCAUCAUGUUUGUGAUGGUAAUACUGGAAAUGGCUGCUGCCGGAUUGGUUUGGAGGGCUGCAAGUGGAGACAAGCUCCAAGAAUUCCUGACAGAGCACAUCGCAGCCGAGAUGGAGAGACAGCAAUAUGAUGAGAAUGCUCGUCGUUUCAUGGAUUUGAUGCAAAUACACCUUGAAUGUUGCGGGGCUACUUCCAUGUUGGAUUACAGAGACAAGGGUUGGACCAUUCCUCAAUCAUGCAGUGACGAACGCUCGAACAACGUCUUCAUCAGGGGUUGUGGUGAAAACCUUCGUCGGUAUCUCGCCUCUAAGGGAGGAAUUAUAGGAGGUCUGGCAGUAGGCCUAACGCUUAUCCAGAUCGCCUGUUUACUAUUCUCCGUUUGUUUGUUCUGUGCCUUGAAGAACGAUUCAAUGAAAGACUUUUGAACUUAAUUCUACAUAUUUGCAUCAAAUCAAUGUAAACCAAAAUGGCCUAUUUAAUGGUCUCAAAUACUGAGUAAUACCAUGAUCCCAUUCAUACCUUAAAGGUAUACACACUUAAAACUUAGUAUUGCUGUUCAUCGUCAGUCGUGUUCACUUUUGUGCCCUUUGUUUUAAUUCACCUUUAAAGAUGGUUAUGGUUACAUAAGACUGAUAAUUUGUAUUUCAGUUAUAUCACGAUGACAAAUAAUUAAUCGCUUUAAAUUUUCACGUUAAAAACGAAACAUACUCUAAACACAGUUAAAAAAGAAAACUUCUAUUUCCUUAAUGUUGUUUAGAUGUGCUGUUCGCAUAACUCACCCACAUUUCAUGUAUAAUAUUUUGAGAUUCAGAAUAGAAGUUUAGCGAAUCAUUAAAUCAAUCAGAAAUAAAAGAGGUGGACAGAAAUAUUAGGGGUAUGAUUUAAAUAAACAAUGUUUCAUUUUAUAUUGAAAGGCUGUCGUUGUUUCUCUUGCUCUUGUAAUUUUGAUGUAUUUUUGGAGAGAAUUGUUUAUUAUUUCCAUAUAUUACAUUGUAUAAUGUAAUGUUUAUUUCACAUUAUGUCCUUUAAUGGAAUUUUCUUUAAAAUGAUACCACGUAUUUUCUUCUUAAAAGAGGAUUAAAAAGGUAUUAGUUACGAAAUCGUUUUUUUUUCUUUCUUUGUAAUAUUCAAUAAAAGUCCGACUUUUGUCAAAAUCUAGGAGUGAUCAUGUUUAUAUGUGCAAAGUAAGAGGUACCACAAAGAAAUAGAAACCACAAUACAUUAUCAAAUAUCACAUACUUUAUUCAGUGAAAUUGAUAUAAGCCUUUGGAACAUCAUGACGCAAGUUCUUUGUCAAAACAUGUAGAAAAUGAAAAAAGAAAUUAACAUUUUCAACCAAUAUUAAGUCGCGGGCUGGUCCUGUUGCAAAGCUCUGGAUUUCUAAGAUAUCGAGCCAGAUUCCAAUCCAUGCGAUAGCAUGAAAAAUAUUCUCUGCACAUUAAGCUAUGGGUGCAUUAUAAGGAUAACAGCCAGUACCCUAAAA
Molecule: messenger RNA, 1844 nt
Organism: Limulus polyphemus (Atlantic horseshoe crab)
Lineage: Eukaryota; Metazoa; Arthropoda; Merostomata; Xiphosura; Limulidae
Product: CD9 antigen-like
Exons: 7
Coding region: 97-786 (229 amino acids)
Cellular component (GO): membrane
Source: RefSeq, a predicted model, not a curated record